CUCCUCCGGCUCGGAUCUCCUCCCCCCGUUAAGCUCCAGGCUUUCGGCGGCUGCUCCGAGGAGAAUCCCCUGUUCAGCCCUCCUGGUGCGGUCCUAGAAGCGCCCAAGACAGCUGCCUGCUGGAAUCGCAGGAAACCAACAGAACCAUGGCAACUCCCUCAGCUGCCUUUGAGGCCCUUAUGAAUGGAGUAACAAGUUGGGAUAUCCCCAAGGAUUCUGUUCCAUGUGAACUUCUUCUUAUUGGAGAGGCUUCAUUUCCUAUAAUGGUGAAUGACGUGGGCCAGGUCCUCAUUGCUGCCUCUACCUAUGGUAGAGGUCGCAUGGUGGUAGCAUCUCAUGAGGACUUCUUUUUGGAAAGCCAGCUCUUUGUCUUUCUGGUCAAUGCUGUUGGGUGGCUUCGUUCCUCCCCUGAGUUAGCCAUUGGCGUGCACUCGUCUUUAGCACCACUGGUGAAAAUCCUCGAGAGCUGCGGAAUAGAGGCCAAGAUUGAGCCGGAAGUGAAUGACUCCCUGGGUGUUUACUGCAUUGAUGCCUACAAUGAAACCAUGACAGAUAAGCUAGUCCAGUUUGUGAAACGUGGAGGGGGCUUGCUCAUCGGAGGCGAGGCCUGGGAUUGGGAACCCCAGAAUGAUGAUGAUGAUGAUAGAGUUCUGUUUGCAUUUCCUGGGAAUCUGGUGACCAGUGUGGCUGGUGUGUACUUCACUGACAACAAAGCAGACACAAGUUUCUUUAAAGUCUCCAAGAAGAUGCCUAAGAUACCCAUCUUAGUUCGUUGUGAUGAUGACCUCUCAGAAGACAGAGAUGAGCUUCUACGUGGCAUCAUAGACCUGGAUAUCACCAACUCGGACUGCUUCCCAUCCCAGUUACUAGUGCAUGGGUCUUUAGCUUUUCCUGUGGGGCUAGAUACCUACCAUGGCUGUGUGAUAGCUGCUGCACGCUAUGGCCGGGGUCGGGUGGUUGUAACUGGUCACAAGGUAUUAUUCACUGUGGGUAAACUCGGCCCCUUUUUACUCAAUGCUGUCCGCUGGCUGGAUGGUGGCCGCAGAGGCAAGAUUGUGGUGCAGACAGAGCUGAGAACACUAAGUGGUCUGCUCGCAGUAGGGGGUAUAGACACCAGCAUUGAGCCCCACCUAACCAGGGAUGCAAGUGUCUACUGCUUCGAACCCACGAGCGAUGUGGGGAUUAAGGAACUACAGGAGUUUGUAGCAGAGGGUGGUGGGCUGUUUGUUGGAACCCAAGCCUGGUGGUGGGCUUUUAAGAACCCAGGAGUGUCCCCUCUGGCUCGAUUCCCAGGAAACCUGCUCCUCAACGCCUUUGGUAUCAGCAUCACAAGCCAAAGCCUCAAUCCAGGACCUUUCCAUAUCCCUAAAGCAGGAAAAAGAAUCUAUCACUUCCGCUCUACCCUAGCAGAGUUCCAGAUGAUAAUGGGCAGGAAGAGAGGGAAUGUGGAGAAGGGCUGGCUAGCCAAGCUGGGCCCAGAUGGGGCAACUUUCCUGCAGAUUCCUGCAGAGGAGGUCCCUGCUUACAUGUCUGUACACAGACUCCUGCGGAAGCUGAUGAGCCGCUAUCGGCUUCCAGUGGCAACCAGAGAGAACCCGAUCAUCAAUGACUGUUGUAGGGGGGCCAUGCUUUCCCUGGCCACAGGUCUGGCCAACUCUGGAAGUGACCUCUCACUGCUGAUCCCAGAAAUUGAAGACGCGUACAGCAGCCGCUACCUGCGCCCCUCACCGUCUCCCAUCACCGUGAAGGUCAACUGCAACAAUCCAGGGACUCGAUACUGCUGGAUGAGCACUGGACUCUAUGUACCUGGAAGGCAAGUCAUAGAAGUCUCCUUGCCUGCAAGCGCUGUCUCUGCUGAUCUGAAGAUACAAAUUGGCUGUCAUACUGAUGACCUGUCCAGGGCCAGCAAACUGUUCCGAGGCCCCCUGGUGAUUAACCGGUGUUGCUUGGACAAACCCACGAAAUCGGUCUCCUGCCUCUGGGGUGGUCUCCUCUAUAUCAUUGUGCCUCAGCAUAGCAAACUGGGUUCUGUGCCCUUCAUUGUGAAGGGGGCUGUUCGUGCUCCAUUCUACAAGCUAGGGGAGACAUCCAAGGAAGUAUGGAAGCGGCGUCUCCUGGAAUAUCCAGGUCCGUGGGGAGAACUGGCCACUAAGAACAUCAUCCUGACUGUGCCCACUGCAAAUCUUCGAACUCUGGAGAAUCCUGAGCCACUGCUCCGCCUCUGGGAUGAGAUGAUGCAGGCUGUGGCUAAGCUGGGAGGCGAGUCCUUCCCUUUGCGUCUGCCACAGAGGAUAGUGGCUGAUGUUCAGAUCUCAGUAGGCUGGAUGCAUGCAGGGUACCCCAUCAUGUGCCAUCUGGAGUCAGUGCAGGAACUCAUCAGUGAGAAGCUCAUCCGGACCAAGGGGCUGUGGGGUCUUGUGCAUGAGCUGGGCCGCAACCAGCAGAGGCAGGAGUGGGAGUUCCCCCCACAUUCUACGGAAGCCACAUGCAACCUGUGGUGUGUUUACGUGCAUGAAACGGUCCUGGGCAUACCUCGAAGCCGUGCCAAUAUUGCACUAUGGCCCCCUGUUCGGGAGAAGAGAGUACGAAUCUACUUGAGCAAGGGACCCAGUGUGAAAAAUUGGAAUGCCUGGACUGCGUUGGAAACAUACCUACAGCUCCAAGAGGCCUUUGGUUGGGAGCCAUUUAUUCGUCUCUUCACUGAGUACAGAAACCACACGAUAAGCUCGCCCACAGACAAUGUCGACAAAAUGAAUCUAUGGGUCAAGAUGUUCUCCCAGAAAGUGCAGAAGAAUCUGGCUCCAUUCUUUGAGGCCUGGGGCUGGCCUAUCCAGAAGGAAGUAGCUACAAGCUUAGCCUCCCUGCCUGAAUGGAAAGAAAAUAUAAUGAAAUUGUACAUCCUCACACAGAUGUAAGGAGUGCCCAUCGAGGUGGCAGGCCACGCCUAACCUGAACUCCAGGAAUACAACAGAAAACUGAGACCUCUCCGCAAAGGAAACUAAAAGCAUUUGGUUGGAGAAGAUCUCAACAAAUUUCUGGAAGAGAGAAAAAUAAAAGAAGAGAAAUUAUGAAUGGGAAACAUGCGGUCGAUUUCAGACAGAAUUCACUGAUCCGAACACUGGAACCUCAAAGAGACUUGAGCACUAGAAAACUCUAGCUACUAAAUACUUGUACCAGUUAUAAAUUGACCCCCAUUCUACUCAGCCCCGACCCUUGUACAUAGAUCACAGUAAACCUACCAUCGAUGCUAGUGAAACUGUUAUUGUUAUUGUUGUUUGAAUAAAGAAAUCAAAUAAACCACCUGAGGAGAAGUAAAGAAUUAGUGCUCCAAAUGAUAUUCUUUUCACAGAAUAACUGCCCCACUAACCUGUCACGUAAUUUUUCUUCUCAGAGUUGAGACCUUUACUCACAUGAUCACAGCUUCUAGGUAUAGCAGAGAUCUGCGGGAGAAACAGGCGUCAUUUAAUGAGCCAAUAGUUAACAAAGGCUCUCAGUGUGGAUUUCCUCAUAGAAAUUUUCAUACAUGGAAGGGCCCAAGGAAGAAGCAUAAGGAAAAUUUCCUCUUAGACAUAAAAAGCUUGAAAAAUUAUAAACUAAAGGAAACAUAAUUUAUAAGAAAAAAAUCAGUUAAGAUUCUGAUCAUUUCUCCAGAGAGACUUGAGGUGCAUUACAAAUAUACAUUCAGGAGAGAAAAUCCUGAACAGUUUAAAAGCAAAAUUAGACUGCCAUAAAUAUUCAGCAGAUAAGCUGGAAAACAAGAUAGAAUGAAUCUCCCCUUAUAUGCAUCAAAAUGAAAUAACAAACAAUAGGAAAGAAGGAAAAACACAAUCCCUGUUUAACUGUUAAGAGUUUCCAGAAGUCAGGACAGAGAUCCUGGACAGUUGAAGAAUAAGAAAGACUUGAGAAACACCAGAUUGAGAGGACCCAGUACUAGAAAACUCAUCAACCACAUCUAGGCACAGUCCUAAGAGAAGUUGGAACAGUGGAGCUACAAGGAGUAAGUUGAAAGUGCCCGGGGAAGGAGAAACCGCUAAGCCAAAUCUGAGAAUUCUAGCAGUGCUAAAUGCCAGAAGUCAAGGAACCAGUGGUUGACAUUUGAAAAUUUAUGCUCCCAGAACUCCAUAAAGUACAGACUAUCAGAAGUAAUAUAAAAAAUAAAAACACUUUUGGGCAGGUGAAUCUUUAGAAACUCUGCCUCCCUCCUUUGUACCCUUAUUAAGGAAGUUUUCCAUUUAAAAGAAAACUUUCUUUCCAUAUAUAUGGACGAAAGUCGCCCCCCCCAAAAAAAAGAAGAAGAAAGACAAUGGGAGACCAGUGGCCCUCUUCCAGGAUGUCUCUGUCUAAAGUGGUAGAUAUCAGAAGAGAGCACUACCCUGGGCUCUGGGAAGAAUGUGCUAGAGUUGCACUGAGGAAAUGGGACACUUGGAGAUAUGAAAGGCAUACAGUCUUUAAUCACAAAAAUUAAGCAGAAUGUCAAGAAAUUUGGGCUGAACCAUGAAGGAAAAUAGAAUGGGAUAGGAUUUCAAAGCCUCAUGAAGUAUGAGAAGAGACUUGAUUGGACAUUGGUGGUGGGUAUGUUUGAUAUGCCCCUUGAUAUGGGCAUCAUGGCACUGGGAGUGUAGAGAAAAUAAGUUUCUUCCACUUGGCUUGGUAAAAGAAUUUUAAUAGCCCAAAUAAUGUAGAUGCCACUUAUAGAUUUUCAAUGUUUUGAUCAGCCUAUCAAGCAAGUCUAAAAGGUUUAAUUUUACACCCAGAACAGAGAUGGAAAGGGAUGUUGACAAGUUGAUGCAGAAAGCAAAGUCUGAAUUAGUUGAGAGAAGAGAAGUAGAAGGAAAAAUGGAGUUACUUAAGAAUUUGAGGUGGGGAUGAAAUGAUGCUGUCUUCAGAUAAUAGAACACGGUUGUAUGGUUAGUGUGCUGGUUAAUGCUAUAAAUUAGACCCUCAAAAGAAUAUCUAUCAUUGGGGAAGGGUAGGCAGGGGAAAGGUGGUGCAUGUUAAAUCCUUAUCUUUUGUAAUGGUGAAAUAUUAAAGAUUGUCUAAUGUUAAUAAGUCCAGAGAUUAUUGUUCAAAUGUGUUAUUUAAAGGUAGGAAGUUAGCCAUCAGAAGAUCCAAAAAUAGAUAUGAAAAGCAUCUAAUAAAUGAGACUAGAGGGGGUGGGGUGGGAACUGUGUUUUUAUUCAUGUACUUCUGUACUAUUUACUUCUUUUUACUUUGUGCAUGUAUUAUUUGGAAAAGUUUAUAAUAAAGUCAAAUAAAAGA
Apodemus sylvaticus (European woodmouse) is the source of this 5259-nucleotide messenger RNA. Its product is annotated as TRPM8 channel-associated factor 1. Gene Ontology annotation, biological process: positive regulation of anion channel activity. The transcript is spliced from 9 exons. Bases 147 to 2915 code for a protein of 922 amino acids. Lineage: Eukaryota; Metazoa; Chordata; Mammalia; Rodentia; Muridae. The record is from RefSeq and is a predicted model, not a curated record.